AUGUCCGACUCCGUCAAGCGUGACUCUGAUUCUCCCCAACAGUCGCGUUCUCCUUCCCCCUCGCCCAAAGACACCUUGACUCUCAGAGCCCUGGUCACCACGAAAGAUGCUGGUAUUGUCAUAGGAAAAGGUGGAAAAAACGUCGCGGAUCUGCGUGACCAGACUGGUGUUAAAGCUGGUGUCAGUAAAGUCAUUCCCGGUGUACAUGAGCGGGUUCUCACUGUCACUGGCUCCGUUGAGAGUGUAACAAAAGCUUAUGCUCUCAUAAUUCAACAGCUGGUGACAUCCAAUACGCCGUCUCCAGUUACUGCAUCUCCUUCUGCUUCGCACACCUCCAUCCGACUUUUGAUCUCUCAUAAUCUUAUGGGAACAAUCAUUGGCCGUAGCGGUCUGAAGAUCAAGGCCAUUCAGGAUGGUUCUGGUGCUCGAAUGAUCGCAUCCAAAGAAAUGCUUCAUCAGUCAACUGAGCGAAUCGUCGAAGUGCAAGGAUCUCCCGAUGCCAUCACGCAUGCUAUUCAAGAGAUCGGUAAAUGUCUUUUGGAAGAUUGGGAACGAGGAGUUGGAACCGUUUUGUAUCAUCCUGGUCCACCGGAGGAGCGGAACAGACGUUCCGCGAAUGGGCUUCCGUCUCAUAACAAUCCACGUCGUUCCAAUGGCGACGGCCGGUCCCCUGGCUCUCCUACAUCUCCCUCACUGCAACAAGCCAGUGUUGCUGCUCAGCCUGCUGCUAACCUACGCACCCAAAAUAUCUCCAUUCCUUCGGACAUGGUCGGCUGUAUCAUUGGUCGCAGUGGUUCUAAGAUUACCGAAAUCCGCCGCCUCUCUGGCUCCAAGAUUUCCAUUGCCAAAGCGCCCCAUGACGACACCGGUGAAAGGAUGUUCACCAUCGUUGGCACUCCUGAAGCCAAUGAAAAGGCAUUGUUUUUGUUGUAUAAUCAGUUGGAGAGUGAGAAGGAAAGGCGGGUCGGGCGUGAGGCACAGCAGCAGCAGGAGUUACAGGACUAA
Marasmius oreades (fairy-ring Marasmius) is the source of this 1005-nucleotide messenger RNA. RefSeq lists its product as uncharacterized. Gene Ontology annotation, cellular component: nucleus; cytoplasm. Lineage: Eukaryota; Fungi; Basidiomycota; Agaricomycetes; Agaricales; Marasmiaceae. Gene Ontology annotation, biological process: 3'-UTR-mediated mRNA stabilization. The transcript has 3 exons. Gene Ontology annotation, molecular function: mRNA 3'-UTR AU-rich region binding. Bases 1 to 1005 code for a protein of 334 amino acids. The record is from RefSeq and is a predicted model, not a curated record.